AUGUCAGCCGUCGAGAUCACCAUCCAUCCGCCAUCUUCUACCCACCCUUCACUCUCGGAAGGAACCUUCGAUAGAUCGUGGUUCAUGGGUAAAUGGGGUGUCGCGUGGAGCACCUUACCAAUGUGGAAGGGAAAGAAAGAUGUCACAAUCACCUACACUCCUAUAGCUGGUACAGAAAAUCACACAAAGUUCGAAGAUCUAGUUGAGUAUAAAAAAGAAUCUGCAGCGGAGGGAAGUAAACCCAGUACAGUCAAGGGGGUCGAUACUCUCACAACCGGCGCCAACGCAGCUACGUUCGAUUGGAAAGGAUCUUCAUACUUGUUUUUCGUUCAUUCACAUUGGGAAGUAUUAGGGUUUGGUAAAGAUGAAAUCAAUGGAUUGGAAUGGGCAGUCACAUUCUUCUCCAAAACACUCUUCACCCCAGCAGGGAUUGACAUCUACCUCCGAUCUCCCUCCUCCGCAUCUUCCGAGCCCAAUCCAAGCUCACAAGAUACUACUAUCCGAUCUGACCUAGUGAAGAAGAUAGUCAGCGCUAUGAGUGAGAUCAGUCAAGGGGGUGUAAGUGAAUUAGCACGAAGCGGAUUCGAAGUUCCAGGAAUCGUCUAA
This is a messenger RNA of Kwoniella mangroviensis CBS 8507, 606 nucleotides long. RefSeq lists its product as uncharacterized. Lineage: Eukaryota; Fungi; Basidiomycota; Tremellomycetes; Tremellales; Cryptococcaceae. The transcript is spliced from 6 exons. The record is from RefSeq and is a predicted model, not a curated record. The coding region runs from base 1 to 606 and encodes 201 amino acids.